Messenger RNA from Melanotaenia boesemani (Boeseman's rainbowfish), 5915 nucleotides. RefSeq names its product rab GTPase-activating protein 1. The transcript has 27 exons. The record is from RefSeq and is a predicted model, not a curated record. Bases 225 to 3500 code for a protein of 1091 amino acids. Lineage: Eukaryota; Metazoa; Chordata; Actinopteri; Atheriniformes; Melanotaeniidae.
UGCGCAGUCUGAUUGUCAGCGGGUUGGUUGGGCUUGUGUUUACAGCUCGACUGGAUGCUGUUGGUUUGGCUGCUGAUGUUCCUGGGAAAGUGCAAUGCCGUGCCAAACGCCACUGGAAUAAAAAUAACCGUGGGAAUAAAGGUGAUUUUGCUCAUCAUCUCCCACCUCUGCCUCUUCCCGUCUUCCAUUCAUGAGCAGCGUGGCUGAAUUUAACUGCAGCAGUCAUGGAUGACAAGGGCUCGGUGGGGAAGAUUAGCGUGUCUUCAGACUCAGUGUCCACUCUCAACAGUGAGGACUUUGUCCUUGUGUCCCGGCUGGGGGACGAGACACCCUCCUCUACUAAUAAUGGUAGUGAUGACGAAAAGACAGGACUGAAGGUGAUUUCUGAGGAAGGGGUCAGCUUUAAGAUUGUGGGCAAUGGAAGUGAGCAGCAGCUCCAAAGGGAGUUAGAAGAUGUCCUCAUGGACCCAUCGGUUGCAUACACUGGACUCGGAUCAGAAACGGGAAUGGACAGUCUUGGUGAAGGCGGCCAUGGCCCUUUUCCUAAUACAGCGUCGCCUGUACCACCAGGCUCCGACCCUCUGAGCACACCCCCACCCAAGCUGGAGAUGGCUCUUCCUGUUCAGACGGCCCAGGAGAGUGAGCUAAAUGAGAGGUCUUACAGAGCAGAUGAAUCAUCUUCAGAAGGCAGUCCUGUCAGUCCAAUUCCAGACGAAGACAGCGUUGUGUUUAGCCAGCUGACAUAUCUAGGGUGUGCCUCGGUCAAUGCCCCCCGGAGUGAGGUGGAAGCCCUUCGUAUGAUGAGUAUUCUCAGAGGACAAUGCCAACUGCCCCUGGAUGUCACACUGUCUGUGCCAGGAGUGUCUGAAGGCACUGUCAGGUUACUGGAUCCCCACAACAACACAGAGAUUGCCAAUUACCCUAUCUAUAAGAUUCUGUUCUGUGUUCGAGGCCAUGAUGGCACACCAGAGAGUGACUGCUUCGCCUUCACUGAGAGCCACUACAACGCUGAGAUCUUCAGGAUCCAUGUGUUCCGCUGCCAAAUCCAAGAGGCGGUGAGCAGGAUACUGUACAGCUUUGCCACAGCAUUCCGGCGGUCAGCUAAGAAAGCAGUUCUAUCGUCUCAGCAGCCUGCUCCUCUCACCCCUGACAGUGACCUCUUUACAUUCACUGUCAGCCUGGAGAUCAGGGAGGAUGACGGCAAGGGCACAUUUAGUGCUGUAGCAAAAGACAAGGACAAACAGAGCUUCAAGCUGCGUGCAGGACUGGACAAGAAAAUUGUCAUUUAUGUUCAACAGACUUCCAAUAAGGAGCUGGCAAUUGAGAGGUGUUUUGGACUCUUGCUCAGUCCAGGGAAAAAUGUAAAGAACAGCGACAUGCAUCUCUUAGACCUGGAGUCAAUGGGAAAGAGCUCAGACGGGAAGUCUUACAUCAUUACAGGAAGUUGGAACCCCAACACGCCUCAGUUCCAGCCUGUGAAUGAGGAAACGCCCAAAGAUAAAUUCAUGUACAUGACAACAGCAGUGGACCUGGUGAUCACAGAAGUGGAGGAGCCGGUUCGUUUCCUCCUAGAGACGAGGGUCAGAGUGUGUUCUCCAAAUGACAGGCUUUUCUGGCCCUUCAGCAAACGCAGCUACACUGAGACCUUCUACCUUAAACUACGACAGAUGGAGCGGAAGGAACGGAAGAGUCCUGCCUCUGACACACUUUAUGAAGUGGUGAGUUUGGAGAGUGAGACCGAGAGAGAAAAAAGGAAAACCACAGCUACUCCCAACAUCCUUCCCACCGGUCACGGCACCAUGGCCCCUUCGCCACCUGAGGAUGAUGAAGAGGAAGAUAAUGAUGAGCCCUUACUCAGUGGGUCUGGUGAUGUUUCGAAGGAGUGUGCUGAGAAGAUCCUGGAGACAUGGGGAGACUUGUUGUCCAAAUGGCACCUGAACUUGUCAGUGCGACCCAGACAGCUGCCAGCUUUGGUGCGAAGCGGCAUCCCUGAGGCACUGCGCGGGGAGGUGUGGCAGCUCCUGGCAGGCUGCCACAACAAUGACCACCAGGUAGAAGAAUACCGCACUUUGAUCACAAAGGAGUCUCCUCAAGACAGUGCCAUCACCAGGGACAUUAACAGGACGUUUCCAGCUCAUGACUACUUCAAAGACACUGGAGGAGACGGACAAGACUCGCUAUACAAGAUCUGCAAGGCUUACUCUGUUUACGACGAGGAGAUUGGCUACUGUCAGGGACAGUCCUUCUUGGCUGCUGUGCUGCUACUGCACAUGCCAGAGGAGCAAGCUUUCAGUGUUCUGGUGAAGAUAAUGUUUGAUUACGGGCUCAGGGACCUUUUCAAACAGAAUUUUGAAGAUCUGCAUUGCAAGUUCUUUCAACUUGAGAGACUCAUGCAGGAAUAUAUACCAGAUCUGUAUAACCAUUUCCUGAACGUGGGCCUGGAGGCUCAUAUGUAUGCCUCUCAGUGGUUUCUCACCCUCUUCACAGCCAAGUUCCCUCUCUACAUGGUCUUCCAUAUAAUUGAUCUGCUACUGUGUGAGGGCAUUAGUGUGAUCUUCAAUGUAGCCCUGGCUCUUCUGAAGACAUCAAAAGACGAUCUAAUCCAAACAGACUUUGAAGGUGCACUUAAGUUUUUUCGUGUCCCAGUUCCAAAGAGGUAUCGCUCUGAGGAAAACGCAAAGAAGCUGAUGGAGCUGGCCUGCAGCAUGAAGAUCAGCCAGAAAAAGUUAAAGAAAUUUGAGAAGGAGUACCACACCAUGCGGGAGCAGCAGGAGCAACAGGAAGCUCCCAUUGAGAGAUACGAGCGGGAGAAUCGUCGCUUGCAAGAGGCCAACAUGCGUUUGGAGCAGGAGAAUGACGACUUGGCACAUGAGCUAGUUAGCAGCAAGAUAGCUCUGCGGAAGGACCUCGACAACGCCGAGGAGAAGGCAGACGCCCUGAAUAAAGAGCUGCUGUUGACCAAACAGAAACUGGUGGACUCAGAGGACGAGAAGAGACGGCUAGAGGAGGAGUCGGCACAGCUGAAGGAAAUGUGCCGACGGGAGCUUGAUAAGUCGGAAUCAGAGAUAAAGAAGAAUGGUUCCAUUAUCGGAGAAUAUAAACAGAUUUGUUCCCAGCUGAGUGAACGACUGGAGAAACAACAGACGGCCACCCGAGGAGAGCUGGAGAAAAUCAGAUCCAAGGUAGAAGGCUGUGAGAAGUGCAGCAGUCUUUUCAACAAAGAGGGUCGUGUGCGGGCGGCGGUAGCGACGGCGCCCGCCGGGGGAACAGAGGAGAUGGAUGAGGAGAAGGAGAGUUUGAAGAACCAGCUGAGGGAGAUGGAGCUGGAACUCGCCCAGACCAAACUGCAGCUGGUGGAGGCUGAGUGCAAAAUCCAGGACCUGGAGCAUCAUCUGGGUCUUGCUCUGAAUGAGGUGCAGGCUGCCAAGAAGACCUGGUUCAAUCGAACACUCAGCUCCAUCAAAACUGUUACUGGGACCCAGGGCAAGGAGACCACCUAACCUAAUAACCACACAUCCACCCACUUUUAACUAGACUGUGUCUGGAGCUCAGUGCAUCUCACCACACUGAAACCUUUGGACCCACCGGGCCAUAACUUUAACACAAACAUUAACCGUUAAGUCGGAGGAUGUCUUCUGCAGCAGCCGUAUUUCUCGUUUCUCUUAUCAGAAAUAAUCCUUCCAUUUCCCCGAGUUAAUCUCCCCAACACAAAUCUACCCCAUCAAUCCCAAAUGGUUCCAGUUGAGCAGCGCUGGUGAAGAAAAAUGACACCAACUUCCCAACAGAGGCACCGUGUUUCCGCCAAUAACAGAAAGAGAAAUGUUUAAAAAACAAACAAAUGCUUCAUUGAUUUCCGUCUGUGUACUGCUGACUUUAAAAACCCACAGAGCGAAGGGAAGGACAUCUGAACUGUAUCUGUCCCCAUCGGAUGGAGAAGAAAACACUCCGUCCUUCCUCACCGCUCUCUUGUCCCCCCCCCCCCCCAAAACUACUGGCACAAAACAACAAAAUCCCUGUAAAUCGUUUUGUUUUAGGUACGAGAGCUAAUAGACGCCUUUUCAAAACUGAGCUUUUCUAUUUUUUGUUGAAUGAUACUUUUUUUUUCUAUGUAUGUUCACAAAUGUGCUUAUGUAAAAAGGAUACGUGUGUCUGUGUGUGAGUGUGCUUUUUUGUGAGUUCUGUGUUCAUGUUUAUUGGACUGAAUGGGGGGGGAUUUGAAUGCAUGAAUAAGUGUAAGCGAGCUUGUGGAAGUCCCUGGGAAAAGAAAAAGCACUAAGGUUCUGAGUGUGUGCAUGCAUGUAAGAUUGUCUCGUGUCCUGUAACGUUCAGAAUGUGUACAUGAAUGAUGCUAAAGAGAAGUUUUCUGACAAAGCCUUGAUCUGAAGGUUGAUAAAGAAGAAAGUGGUGGAUAUGAAAAUGUUAUUUAUGGAAGCUUAAAAGCUGUUGUGACAGCAUUGAUUUCAUUUCCUCACCGAAAAGGAACAAAAGGAAACACUUGAGGUUUGUUUGAUUUGGAUCUUCCUGCACAAAGAAACUUAAAAGGCUCAAAAUCAUACAAACCUCAGAGAAAUCUCACACUGGUGCAGUGGAACUAACCAUACACACUGUUUAGAGGAUGUGCAUAGCCAGAAAGGAAAACACACACACAGACUACAGAUAGUUGUAAUUCCUGCAGCAUUUAAACACACCUCCAAAUCUCGUCUUGCUCUGCGACCACCAUGGUUGUGUUUAAUGCUUUGUUUGGCAGCAACAAACACUGAACCAGACUGUAGACACACAUCUAAUGAAAGUCACGGCACAUAACAAACAGUGACCCUAAACAUGCUGAAGGUGUCGGGAGGCUUUAGGGAGAUCGAACUUUACAGAGGCUAAAGCAGCUGAAGUCAUGAUUGCCAAACAGGAUAAAAGAAAAAAAAGUAAAACGUUGUUUUAGUUUUUAAUGCUGAUCCAUCACUAAACUGGAUGUCCCAUGAUUGGAAAAUUCCACCUGAUGCAACAACUGACUGCUCGUUUUACUAUAUCCUGAUGAUGUCAGAGGUGGAGGUGUGCGAAGCAUUUUUACCAUGGAAAUCAUUUAUGUUCAGAGCGUCCAGAAAGCAGCUGCCUGCCUCGGACUCGGAUCAUUGAGCAGGAAAAAAAACCUGUGGAGGAACCUGAGGACUUCACCAGAACAAUUCAAAAUCCCUCAAACAUUCCCAGUACCCUGACAAAUUCUCACCACCGAAAAAGGUUAAGCUGGAAAGGGUCCCGCACUAAGACACCUGUCGGCAUGACAGGAGGCGGAGGACGUCAGAGCGAAGGCAUCAGAGGCCAAAGUGCAGGUCAAGCGGCCACAUGCUCUAAAUCUUUCUAAAUGUAGAAAUCGCCUGUGUGUUUUCUUUCUUAGUGCAGAAAGAGGCUUGACAGAAAUCCAGUUUCUAGUCACGCUUUGCUGUUGAAGACUAAAAAAAAGCAACUUUUCUCUUUCCACCUUAGAAUAAACAGUUUGUGUAUAUUGCAUCUAAGCUCUGCGGUGGAGGUAAAAGGUGGAGUAUGAUUGGCUGGAAUCUGCUUGUGUUGUCAGAUAAAGGAGCAUCCCUCUAAAGGCACUGGGCUGUAAAUAACAAACAUUAAAACAAAAAAAAAAGAAUAUUGAAUUUUUGUUUAUGAUUUUUUUUACUCUGUAACUAUAACUAAUGUUGCCUACCUGUACCCACCCACCUGCUGCUGUGCUAAGGUUUAAUCCACAACAUUUUAUGUUUUUAAUGUUUUUGUUUUUGCUCCGAGCUUCUCAGUCGCACUGCUGUUUGGUUAAAUAAAUGCCAAAACAUAGCUUUAUCGUCCAUCAACAGAAACAUUAUCAAUGUGUGGAAAUUGUAAUAGAGUAGACUGCAUUGUGUAUACUUCAUGGAUUUCAAUAUAAAGAUAUCAACACA